This is a messenger RNA of Capronia coronata CBS 617.96, 642 nucleotides long. RefSeq lists its product as uncharacterized. The record is from RefSeq and is a predicted model, not a curated record. Gene Ontology annotation, molecular function: protein-folding chaperone binding; Hsp90 protein binding. Lineage: Eukaryota; Fungi; Ascomycota; Eurotiomycetes; Chaetothyriales; Herpotrichiellaceae. Gene Ontology annotation, cellular component: nucleus; cytosol. Gene Ontology annotation, biological process: chaperone-mediated protein complex assembly; protein folding. The transcript has 3 exons. The coding region runs from base 1 to 642 and encodes 213 amino acids.
AUGUCGUCUCAAGUCACUCCAGAAGUCCUAUGGGCUCAACGCUCCUCGGCCUCAGAGCCUGAGAAGAACUACAUCUACCUGACGAUCAACGUACCGGAUGUGCCUCCCAGCAACCUGAAGCUUGACCUCAAGCCGACGGGCUUGACAUUUACCGGCACGUCAGACACCAAGAAGACCACUUACCACCUCGACAUGGCAUUCUACGACGAGAUCGACGUCGACAAUUCCAAGACGCACCACACCCCGGCCAACAUCCAGAUGGUGCUGAGAAAGAAAGAGCUCAAGGAGGAAUACUGGCCACGGCUACUCAAGGACUCUGCCAAGGUCCACUGGCUGCGGACAGACUUUGACAAGUGGGUGGAUGAGGACGAACAAAACGAAGCUCCUGAAGACGACUACCUGAACCAGUUCGGAGGAGGCGCCGGCCUGGGCGAAGAUGGCGGCUUCGGCGGCAUUGACUUCUCCAAGCUCGGCGGCGGUGCCGGUGCCGGGUUGGAAGGGCUGGGCGGAGAUGGCGGUGAUUUUGAAGGUGAAGAUGAAGGCGCUGAAGAGGGCGACGAUGACAUGCCUGAUCUGGAAGAUGAUAAGGAGGAGGGCGCAGAAGAAGGCAAGGGCAAGGGCAAGGACAGCGAUGCUGCCUAG